UCCUCACUCCAGCCAGCAAUGACAGACGAUCCCGCCGCCGCGGGGCCCGGCCGAGAAGCGCCGCCGCCGCCGCCGCUGGCCCGGCCGCCAAGGCCGCUCUCCGUCGUCUCCGCCCUCCCCUUCUGGUUCUACCUCACCGCCGCGGUCUCCCUCCUCGCGCUCCUCCUCCCGCACCUCCUCUCCCCCCACGCCCCCCCUCCCCUCCCGCCUCUCCUCCGCCGCCACCUCUCCGACGGCCGCCUCCUCAAGCUCCACCCAGGCCCCGACCUCUUCGCCGCCACCUCCCGCCCCGCCGCCCACUCCGCCGCGCACCACCACCCCGUGCUCGUCCUCCCGGGACUCGCCGCCGGAUCCUUCUCCUUCCGCCGCCUCCUCUCCUCCCUCUCGUCCCAUGGCCUCGUCGCCGCAGCCGUCGACCUCCCUGGCCAGGGCCUCUCGCCGCCUCCGUCCGCCCCUCCUCCCCGCACGAACCCGCUCCGGGAGAUCAUGGACCGCGGCAUCUUCCACGCGUUCGAGCACCUCGUCGAGACCGGCGAGGUCCCGUUCCAGGAGACGGCCCCCGAGCCGUCCCGCUCCUUUUACGCGGCCAGCGAGGCGGCCGCGGCUGUGGCCCGUGCGGUGGACGCGCUCGGCCUCGCGCCUGUCCACCUCGUGCUCCACGACUCCGCCCUCGCCGCCGGCGCCGCCUUCGUGUCGGCCAACCCGGCGGCCGUGCAGAGUGUCACUCUGAUCGACGCCACCGCCACCUUGCCGGCCUUCCCGGCGGCGGUUCUCGGCGUGCCGGUGCUGGGGAGGCUGGUGCUGCGGGUGCCGGCAUUGUUCAAGGGGCUGAUGCGUCUGUCCUGCGCCAGGGGGAUGGAUGCAGAGGAGGCCGACGCGCACAGGGCGGCGAUGCGGGGGCAAGGGAAGGGCGAUGCAGUGUUUGAGGCCUGGAAGGCCAUGAAUCACAGCUUUGACCUGACAGAGUGGAGGAGUUCUUCAGAGGAGGUGAAGAGGCUGCCGAUGAUGGUUCUGUGGUCGGGUUCUUGGUCGGAUAUGUGGAUCGAUGAGGGGAAGAAGGUGAGCAAGGCGUUGCCGGACGCCAAAUUCGUCUACCAUUAUGGCGGCCGAUGGCCUCAGGUGGAUGCAUAUGAGGAAAUCUCAAAGUUGAUAGCAGAGUUUGUGACCAUGUUACCAACAACUGCGACAGAACACGGGUCGGAGAAUAUGGACCAAUCAUCCGACGAAUCAGCAGAUGCUCACAGCGAUCAUCCAGUUUCAUGAAAACCAGAACUAUCUGAUUCAUGGUUAAGAAAUGCCUUGCAAGCAUCCAUAUGGCUCGACCAAUCGAUGUUCUUCUGCCUUGGACAAGUCUUAGCUUGUUCUGCUAGAAGGGGAUGAUGGUCUCUUCUUUACAAUCGCCCCGUUGCUAUCCGUUUCCCGCUUCAUGUAAAUGGAUAUCUCCCGGUGAAAGUUUGAAAAAACUUCACCUGUAGCGCCUCUUCUAUUCAUCUUUCAGGUGAUGCUGUCAAAAUGUAACUUGAGACUGUUUUGCCUCAGGGAAGUAGGGUAUUCUGUAAUGAGGUUGCGCGCAUAACCUGAUUUAGUGUAACUUUUUUUUGUUGCCAUGGAUAGGUAAAUGUACUCCUGUACUAACCAGUGCAUUGUACACCCAGAUAAGUUUACUUGCACUUGAAA
Molecule: messenger RNA, 1677 nt
Organism: Aegilops tauschii subsp. strangulata
Lineage: Eukaryota; Viridiplantae; Streptophyta; Magnoliopsida; Poales; Poaceae
Product: protein AUXIN RESPONSE 4
Source: RefSeq, a predicted model, not a curated record